This is a messenger RNA of Closterium sp. NIES-67, 5850 nucleotides long. NCBI's taxonomy places the organism in Eukaryota, Viridiplantae, Streptophyta, Zygnematophyceae, Desmidiales, Closteriaceae. The record is from the annotation of a GenBank genome assembly.
UUUUGACCUGCUAGCUCUUGCUCACUGCCUCCCCUUCUAUUCAGCCCCCAGCCGGUUACCCGAACCUAGGUGCUACUUAGGUUUCGUUGGACCUUGCGUGCCAGCUAAUCCUUGCCUCCUCUUUAUUAUUAUUUUUUUAUAUUUUUUCUUCUGUUUUGACAUCGAACUGGUACGAAAUAACGGGGGGGCUUGUCGCGUCCAUGCAUUUCAGGAGCGUUAGCUGAUGCUCUGCAGCUUGCUUGAAAGGGCGACGCUAGUUUCCUCUAAUGGCGCAUUACCGUUAACAGUUUCUUCCUGGAGACGUAUUAAGUUCACCUGACCACCUGACCACCUGACCCCUGACUUGCGUCAAGAAAUAUUUCAAGACUCCUAGACUAAUCACACUUACUUUUUAACCUACCACUCAAGCCCUCAUUUCCCUGUUCCAAGCUCCCGCCCUCCGCGUUUCCCUGCGGCGAUGAGCGGUUACCACCACCGCAUUCGCUGUUACCUUUUCGCCAGCCUCGCGAGCUUCGCCUCCAUGCGUCUGUGAUGACCGCGGCCGACGGGCCCCUCUUUAGAUCGGAUGCCUGGGAGCAGCUCUCGCGCCCUCCCGCACUUUCCGCCGCAGAGCACGCUAAAUGGAGCAUGAUGCGACGACCUUCAACGAGUUCGGGUCGGCUAGGGGGGGAGGGGGGUGGCGGAGCGAGCGGCGGCGGCGGCGGAGGCGGCGGUAACGGUAGCGCGACUAGUAUCUUGGCGUCUCUUGUUCCGGAACAUUUCACCUGCCCGUUGUCCGCUGAUAUCAUGCGAGAUCCUGUGAUUAUAGCGUCGGGGCUGACGUACGAGCGUUCUUUUAUCGAGCAGUGGUUUGCGGAAGGGCACAUGACGUGUCCUAAAACGCGACAGCGGGUAGAUCAUACUAACCUAUGUCCUAAUGUAGCCGUUAAGAAGAUGAUUACUGAUUGGUGCCUGGCAAAUCGCAUCACUUUAGCGCCUUUGGAGCCGCCUCCUUCUCUCGACGCGGUGCGGGGAUACGGGGGGGAAGGCCACGGAAGAGGGGGCGGAAGCAGCGGCAGCGGAAGGCGCCCCCCUUCCGCUAAAUCUUCCGCGGACCGGCAGCGGUCGCGCGGGGAGGGUCGCAGCGGUACUCGUACGGCGGAAGCGGGGGGAGAGCAGGGGGAAGUGAGGCGGAUGGAGCGGCGGAACUCGUAUGACCAGGAAACAGAGGACGGUGCGCGGAGGGAGCGGAAGGUUAAGGGGAAGAUGAAGGAGGCGCGAGAAAGCAGGGAGACAAGGGAUGGUAGAGAUACCAGGGAAGGGGAAGAGAAAGAAGGACGAGGUCUGAGGGAUAGUCGGGAGGUAGAGCGGGAGGGGAGGGGGGCGGGAGAGCGGGAGAGGGGGGAGAAAGGCGGAGCGGGAGUGAAGGGGAAGGAGCGCAGCAGCAAGAGUAGUGUGAAGAAGAAAGGGGGUACCGACAAGAAGGAGGCGGAUGAAACGGAGCACGGGCACGAAAAAGGGCGAGGAGUGGCGGGGCAAGGUCAAGGGAGAACGCAGGGCGGGAAUGACAGAGAUCGGCACCAUGACACGUGGUCUGACUCAGAGGAACAGGAUCAGGAUGAGGAGCAGCAUGCUGACGUGGCAGGCAGGAAGAAGGGCAAGGGCGCCGCGGGAAAGACCGCCACGUCGACGCCAGUAAAGGUUAGGAAGUCCGUGGGCCGGAACGCUAGUUGGAGCGAGCAUCCCGCGCAAUUAGUAGACUCAGGGGGGAGUAGGGUCGAGGCGCUCUUAUCUGCGGGAAGGGAGGCAUAUGAGGGGAGUAGCGAGGGAACCGGACGUAGAUUAAAGGAGCGAGCGGAAAGAGCGGAGAAGGGAGUGGGAGCGAGAGGCGGCGCGACAUCGCUAGGAACGACCCCCGAGCACCCGAAACGCGGGAUAUUGAAAGGCGGGAGCACGCGGGAGUUUGGCAGCAGCAGGAGCAUUGCCAGCGCUGCCGUCUCCGCUGCCGCCGCCGGCGCAGACGCGUCGCCGAUGCGCAUGCGCCGCGGCGCGCGAGGCGGGUCUCUCUCCGGGCGGCACGACGUGUUUGACGAUAGCGGCGGUUUCGAGAACAGCCGGAAGCGGUUCGGGGGGAACGAGGUGGAUAUAACGGUGGCGGCGGCGGCGGUGGCGGGAGUGUUCCGCGAGCGGGCUGCGCCGGUAUCCCCGCGCGGGGAGGACGAUAGCGAGGAGGAGGGGGAAGGGGGAGGACAGGACAGGUGGGAAGGGGGGAGCGCGGGGAGCGGUCGGCAAAAAGUGGUGUUCGACUCGGGGAGAAGGGGGGGGAAUGAGGCGCGCGGGGACGGGGAAAGGGACGGGGACGGGGGAAGUAUCGGGGGACAGAUGUCAGGUGUGCACUUAGGGAGCGGCGGGGCGCAAACGGGGGGUGUGAAUAUGGAGGCGCUAGCGCAUGUCAAGGUCACGCGGAAAGAGCGCGCGCGGCUCAUGGAGCUUGCGGCGCAGCAGGGUGGCGGAAGCUCCGUUGGCGGAGCGGGGAGCUCAAGCGGGCGCUUCAGCGCAGCUGUUCUGGGGCUCGAUUUAACCCCAGGGCCGGGGUCCCACGAUGAGAACGGGGGCGGGAGCGGAGGCGGAAGCACGGGGGGAGAUCUCCCCAGCGGGCCGCCGUCCCCCCAUGCCGUCCCCCAGUGGCGGAACCUCCUUGUCGUGCGCACGCCCAUGGCUUCCGCCAGCUCUUCCCCCAUCAUGUCCCGCCAGGGCAGUCAGCGGGAGUCCGCCAGCGGGGGAACCGCGGGCGCGGGGGGAGGGUUCGGGGUGAGCGUGCAAGCCCUCCGCGCGCGCGUGAUGGAGCUGGGGACGGGUUCCGCGGGCGACUUGGGGGGUGGCGGUGGGGGGGGUGUCGGGGAAGGGGGAGCGGCGGAGGGGGAGCGUAGGUUAGGGGAGCAUUCCCGCACAAAGACGUGGGGAGGGGCGGCUCUAGCGGCGCUGCAGGGGGAAGCCGGGGGAGGGGGGAAAGUAAGCCAAGAGGAGGGGGGGCGGAGUAGCAGUGGGCGCGGGUCGCAUAGGGGGAACAAUGGGGGCGAGGGCGGGGAGGGGGGAGGGGGGGGGGGAGAGAAGAGCAGGCGGAGAAGAGCGGGAACGGGGACGUGGGAGUUGGAAGCAGAUGCAGUUUCAGGACAAGGGAGAUACGCAGAGAGCACAGGCAGGAGCAGAGACAGGGAGAGGGAUGGGGAACGACACAGAGAGAGGGAAAGGGAGAUGGAAAGAGAGAGAGAGAGGGAGUCAGGAGAGCAUGGAGAGCCAGAGGUAAUACCAGAGAGAGACUUGAGGGCGCUAGGUAAGAGCGGCAGUCAGCGGGAGCAGCGCUCGGGUCGAAUGUCAGACAUUCCUCCCCACGAGCUGCUACUCAUGCAGCAGUCACAGCAGCACGCGCCCACUGCCCAAGGCCGCUCCCCUCCCCUCUCCCGCCCCCCCCGCAACUCCCCCAAUGCCCCCGCUGCCCCCUACUCCGCCCCUUUCGGCGAGCCCCGGAAUCUCUCCCGCCUCUCUUCCCCGCCUGUUCCCCGCCCACACUCCCCAUUUUUCUCCCCAGCUGGUAGGUCUGGAAGUGGCUUGGGAGGUUCGGGAUUGUCUGCGAGCCAGGAUGACCUGUCAGCCGCCCUGGACCGGACCGGAGCAGGAGGCUCGGGGCGGUGGUCCGGGAGGGGAGGAGGGGAGGGAGGGGAGGUAGGAGGGAGUGGGAGGCAUGGUGGGGCGGGAGGGGGAUCGGGCCGGCAUCAUUUGUCUUCUAAUCUCGAUAGGUCUAUGUCUUCAGUUCCCCCAGGACUUUUGAGGGGUUGGGGGGUGACGGAGGAUGGUGGGGGACGGGGUAGUAGUGGCAACACAGUGGGAAUGGUCUCUGGGAAUGGGGCUGGUCCAACGGAGGAGAAGGAGCGGUUACUGGGACGAGGACGGUCGUUGAGAGAGCAGCAGGCGGAAGGGAAAGUGGACCAGCGGGGAUUCGAACCCCCGCCGCCUAGGGCAGCGGGGAGGAGAAGCCUGGAGCUUGAGAGGACCAGAACGGUGGGAGGGAGUGGGAAGGAACGGUACGUGAGUGCUACGUUUGGCUCUGUGGUUCGGCCUGCUAGCGCCGACAGCCAUAGGCGCAACAGGAGUGUGGGAUGGAACCUACUGGACCCUUUAGCAAACCCCGGGGGGACCACAGCAGCAGGAGUCGGAGCAGGGCUAGAAGGAACAGGAGCGGGGGGAGGAGGAGGGGGGGGAGGGGGGGGAAGAGCUAGGGACCCCUGGCAACGGCCCAGCACGCCAGAGAGAAGAAGCAUGGAUAGAGGAGGAGCAGGAUUGGUGGGUGGGUCGGCUCGGCGGGCGGGCGGCGACAUCUCUUCCACCGACGGGGCGGCGGGCGGCGCAGGGGACCCAGGAUUCGAUUCUGAGGAGCUGGCAACGCAGCUUGCAGCGCGGUUCUCUCAACUAGCUGAGGAUCUGCGGAGUGGUUCUAGGAGCAGGAGAGUUGCAGCAGCGAGGACGGUUCGCAUAGACGUGAAAGGGCAGGCUGAGGCGGGCAUAGACAUCGCAAGAAAGCAGCUGGUGCGAGCCGGGGUGAUUAAAGCCCUUGUGGCGGUGAUUAAACGCGAGGGUGGGGAGGGGGAAGGGGAGGAAGACAGGGGGAAGGGCGGCGGGGGUGGGGAGAGCGCAGCGAGAUUAGAGGAGAUAGAUCAGGUGGCAGCAGCGAUACUCACUUUGGCUCUUCACUGGUCCGCUGCUCCAGAUCUAGCCCGAGCCGGCACGAUCCCAGCCCUGGUACAGGUCCUGAAGCAAGGUGCGCAAUCGGCCAAAGCCGCUGCAGCUGCCACCCUGUAUGUGCUCGCAAAAGAGGAUGAUUUUCGGGGGGCGGUGCGGCAAUCCGGGGCGGUGCCGCUGCUGCUGAAGGUGAUCCAGGAGGGGACACCGAGGGGGAGGAAGGAUGCUGCCCUCGCGCUGUUUGCCAUCUCGUUGUCGACGCGGGGGGCCAAGGAUGUGGUGUCAACGGGGGCGAUUCCCGUUCUUUUGGAUGUUAUCGGGCAGGAGGAGGAGCUGCCCGGGCUGGAAGAAAAGGCUGUGGCGGUGCUGCUGAAUCUUUCGCGGCUGCCCGAAGGCUGCGAGGAGAUAGAGAAGAGUGACGGGAUGAUGAGGAUGGUGGAUUUACUAGAUGAAGGGGCUUCGGAACGGUCGAGAGAGGAUGCCGCUGCAGUGCUACUCGCUAUGGUGAAAAUGGAGAUUGUCACUGUAAAGGAUCUGCUUGCAGAGGGGAUGCUGCCAUCGCUGGUGCGUGUGGCUGCCGGGGGUGGGAGUGAGAGCAAGGCGGCAGGAGCAGCAGCAGGGGGGAAUGUGGCUCCAGAAGCCAAGGAGUUGCUAGAGAUGCUGAGGAAGGGGGGGAAGGAGGGAGGCAAGGAGGGAUAGUGGUAGUUCCUUUGAUGGGAUUCCCCGUUGUAGCUGUUGUAUGCCAUAAGGGAAGGUUCUGCUGUAGCUGGUGCUGUGGCUGCUUCUGUAGCUGCUGCCGUUGCUGCUGCAGGGAGGCCUUGGCAAGUCACGGGAAGCAGAGUAUCGCCGCUGGCACAUGGCAGGAGAAAGGGAGAAUUAUAUAUUGUAAAGCCCUUACUAUGAAGCCCUUUGGAGGCAGUUAAGGUGUGGUAGUAGUAGUAGUAGUAGUAGUAGCCAUGGAGAUACAGGGAAGGGCAGCAGUGGUGACAGAACUGCUGCAGCGGUAGGAGCAGCGGGGGUGAGCAGUUGAUUAGAGCAUCUAAGAAGACGCAAGCAAGCAUGGCCAGUGCAUGUAACAUAGGGGGGAGAGUGGACGAGAGGUCUGGCCGGCUUUUGAUGCGCCUCUUUUAUCUC